AUGGGUUCAAAUGUGAAUAUAACUACAAGUAGGAUAGACACGGGUGAUAUUAAAAUUUAUUCCAAUGACGAGUUAGCUGAACAAAUGAACGACGAAUUUCGAAAAGCUGUUUUACCGGUUACUGUUUUUGUUGGAGUUGAAGCGGUCGUUGGAUUCUUUGGGAACUUGUUAGUCAUCUAUGUGUUUUUGUUCCACUACCACGUUUGUAACUUCAGGUAUUUCGUGCUUUGUAUGGCAUUUAUCGACUUCACUAGCACUUUGACUACAAUGCCGGGAGAGAUCGUCACACAGCUUUACUGGUACAUAUAUCCGUAUAGGAUUGUUUGCAAGAUAAAAUCGUUCUUCAACAUAUUCACAGUUACAGCAGAAGCUUUGUGUCUUCUUACUAUCGCACUGGACCGCUACAGAAAAGUGUGUGCACCGUUUGGGUGGCAGAUACGACCCAAUAUUGCUGUCAUUCUUUGUGGUGUGAUAUACGUCCUAGCAUUUAUUCUAGCCUUGCCAGUUGCGAUAUUUUGGGGAAUUCACCACUCCGAAUACCAAUACAAGAAUUAUACAGUAACCACAACAAUUUGCGAAAAGGAUGAGCAGUUCAAUGGUACAAGCCAUCCGCUGCGAUACUCUGUGGCUGUGGAAGUGGUCACUUCUAUUUGCCUAAUUCUCAUGUUCAUAUUAUACUUGUUCGUUGCAAGGAAACUUGUCCUAGGGAAGCACAAUGUCUACAGUAAGUCAAAUAUUAAAGUGAUGGCGAGUUCUUCGUAUGUUCCGGGUGAAUCUUCGGAAGUGAAAGACAAGAACGAGUAUGAACUUAGCUCAAGACAAGAAACUAGUGACGCCGGGUAUUCUUCCGGUAUAGACAAUAAACCACAGAAACACAAAUAUAAUUAUAUUUCAUCUGACGGUGGACUGACUACAGACGAAGAGGAAGAUUCUACCAGCCGUAACACAACACUCAUGGUACCAAAUGAUCUACCUGUCAUGUCAUUACAGUUUUAA
Molecule: messenger RNA, 996 nt
Organism: Mercenaria mercenaria
Lineage: Eukaryota; Metazoa; Mollusca; Bivalvia; Venerida; Veneridae
Product: neuromedin-K receptor-like
Exons: 2
Coding region: 1-996 (331 amino acids)
Biological process (GO): neuropeptide signaling pathway
Cellular component (GO): membrane
Molecular function (GO): neuropeptide receptor activity
Source: RefSeq, a predicted model, not a curated record